Schistosoma turkestanicum is the source of this 855-nucleotide messenger RNA. The record is from the annotation of a GenBank genome assembly. Lineage: Eukaryota; Metazoa; Platyhelminthes; Trematoda; Strigeidida; Schistosomatidae.
AUGAGUCCAGUUUGUUAUUACAAAGUGUUAGGUCUAACACAAACAGCUACAGAUGAAGAAAUACGUCGUGCCUAUCGUCGUUUAGCGCUUCAAUGGCAUCCAGACAAAAAUCCAACAAAUUCAGCGGAAGCAGAGAAAAAAUUUAAAGAAAUUAGUGCAGCUUAUGAAAUUUUAUCGGAUCGACAAAAACGUGCUCUCUACGAUAAACGUAGUGCAGAUGUUUUAGGUAGAACUCAUGCGAAAACAUCGAAAUCAACAAGACCAAGUAGUGGACGACGUCGACAUACAGCCGCAGGAACAUUUUUCACCGAUGAUCUAUUUGAUUCAAGUGACUUUUUCUUUCCGUUCAAUGAUUUCGGUUUUACUUUUCGAGAUCCGGAAGAAGUGUUUCGUGAAUUUUUCAGUAAACAUGUGAAUAUGAUGAAUGCAUUUAUGGAUACAGCUGGUUUAUUCCGAUCACAUAGUCAUUUACAUGAUCUAUUUAAUAAUGAUCAUCAUUUCAAUAAUGUAUUGCCUAGUCGUCAUUUACAUCAUACAACUAGUUGUAAAUCCACUACUAAUGAUCAUCAACCACGUACUCAUAAUGUUGUACGAAAGACUAGUAGUAUACCACAAAAUGUACCAGUACGUAGUUUAUCAACAAAAACAUCAUAUAGUUUCAAUUAUGAUGGUUCUAGUCGUCCACCAUUGCGAAAAGAAACAUUUCGAUCAACUUCAACUAGAAUUGAAAAUGGAAAAUGUGUUACCACACGUAAAAUAGUACAAGAUGGCAUAGAAACAGUGGAAGUAGAAGAAAAUGGUAUAUUAAAAUUGAAAACAGUCAAUGGUCAACCAGUUGCUAUUGCUAACGGUUAA